AUGUUUGAUCCAUCAAUGACUCCGACAGCAGCCCAAGAGAAAUUUCUCGCAAAUGUCAACAACAAACAGCGAUUUAUAACAAUGUUGUCUGGAAAACUGGAGCAGAGACAUUUAAACGCCGUGGAGGCAGAGGAUGAUGCUGAUCUCAUUAUCAAUACUGCAAUUGAAUUGACGAAUGAAAAUCGAAGUAUAAUUGUUGGGAAUGAUAUGCCUAGAAACUGUGUAAAAAAAUCUGCUGGGCCUUCAUAUACAUCUGAAGAUAUUAGAAGAGCUGUCGAGGAUGUCGCAAACAAAAAUAAAACCUAUAGAGCAGCUCAAGAGUUCUAUGGUGUUCCCAAAUCUGUUAUCUGUCAAAGACUUACUGGAAAAAGAAGAACCCCCAUUGUCCUAUCAGCAGAAGUUGAGAAUACUAUAGAGAAAUGUAUCCUUGCUCGAGCGGAAUACGGUUAUCCCUGCGGUAAAAAUGAGCUGCAGGACCUAGUCAAAACUUAUGUCGAGAGCAAAGAAUUACAAACUUCUUUUAAAAACAAUAGACCCGGAGACGAUUGGUAUUAUGAUUUUCUGAAAAUGCAUCCCGCCCUUUCAGUUAAAAAGCCUGAACUGUUACAAAAAUUACGUAAAGACGCACGAAAACCCGAAGUAGUUUAUAAUUUUUACGAAAUUCUGAGACAAACAUUAAUUAGCAAAGCCUGUUUUAUUUAUAACGCAGAUGAAAGUGGUUUUCCUAGUGACCCUAGUCGCAUUCGUGCAAUAGACCAAAAAGGUAGGCCACUUUGUAGAGUAUCAGGAGGUAGUGGUAGGGAAAAUACCACGGUGCUCGCUUGCAUUGGAGCCGAUGGAUCUGUUUUACCUCCGCUAGUCGUAUUCACGGGAGCCGCAGUUCAGCCAAGAUGGGUUUCAGAAAAAGAAUACCCUGGUACCCGUUAUACCACCUCAAGUAAUGGAUGGAUGGAGGAGCCGCAAUUCUUCCAUUGGUUCACCAGUACUUUUAUACCUCAUAUCCAAAAGGUACGGGAGGAGAAACUAUCGCUGACUCAGUAUGCUUUACUUAUUUUUGAUGGCCAUGCCAGCCAUAUGAGUGUGAGGAUCUUAGAAGAAGCCAUUAAUAACAACAUAAUUUUGAUCAAACUACCAAGCCAUUUGGCAGAUAGAUUACAGCCUUUAGAUAAGUGUGUAUUUGGACCUGUGAAGACAUGUUGGGAAAAAGAACUUAUUUCUCUAGGCGAAAAGAAAAUGGGUUCUGGCUCUGGCCGGUUAACUAAGGUAGAAUUUUCCGAGGUUCUUGGGACUGUUCGGAAAAAAUCUAUGACAUAUGAAAAUAUUAUUUCUGGAUUUAAAACAACAGGAAUAUUUCUUGUAGACAGCACCAAAUUUUCCAUAAGCGAAUUUACUGGAAAUAGUGUUGAUAGUACUCUUCAAGAACGAGAAAAGAUGCAGCCACCUAACGUCUCAUAUCUACAUUCCUGUUUUCAAGCGAUCAUAUCUUCCACAUCCCAAUCUAGCGCAACUGAUAUUUCAAAUCAACCUUUGGUGUUGCAAACCAGCCUACAACAAAUUGAUAUGUCUGAUGAACCGACCACUUCCCAAGUCAACACACACCAGAUGAUUGAUUCCCAAAACGCAACUCAAAAUACCAAUGUUUCAAAGAAACCUUCUGAUUUACAAAUCGCAGCUACAAAUGGAUCAGAAAUUGAGAAUCUCUUUUUUAAAAGAACUGAAUUGGAAGAUGUCGUACAACAAAAAACAACAAACGUUCGAUUAAAACAAAAGACUUAUAGUGAAGUACUUACAACAGAAGAUGUCUUGAAAAGACUUAAGGAGGCCGAAGAAAAGAAGCAGUUGAAAAAGAAACGUCCAAAAUUACAAAAUACAGAAACAAAAACGAUAAAGGUGAAAAAAUUAAAAAAACAAAAGUGGACUUUGACUGAAAAUGACAGUGAUAGUUCCUUGGAUGAAAAUGAUGAAGAUGAAAUUGACAUUAAGGCAUGCUAA
This is a messenger RNA of Acanthoscelides obtectus, 1992 nucleotides long. NCBI's taxonomy places the organism in Eukaryota, Metazoa, Arthropoda, Insecta, Coleoptera, Chrysomelidae. The record is from the annotation of a GenBank genome assembly.